AUGAAUUCAACUCUAUUGUUAAUAGCCGCAAUUGUCGCGUUAACUCGGGCGCAAACUAUCGACGAGUGUCUCACGAGUGAUAGUAUAUCUUGCAUACAGACGAUUUUGUUCAGAAAGGCUAAGGAAUUCUUUAAUAAGGAUAGUUUGGAAAUUAUCGCUGGAGUAAGUCUUGUCAAAGAACAUAAUAGUCGAGUACCGAGGAGCAGAAACGACUUGAUCUAUGAACAGCAAAUCGAAAAAGCCGACAAUGUGGUCACGAGGCAAGAUACUCUGAAGCAGUUCAUGGAGCAAGUGGCCAUCGACAUUUCUAAAGGGCGUAGCUUGAAGAUAAGCUUUACGCCACUUCUUGACAAAAUACGAGCAACUGCGCGAGCUGUAACCAAGUUGAUUCCAGCAGAGAUUCGUCAAGUUGCAGAUGAUGUCGAAGGUCGGGGCAAGAAGAAACACAUAAAACACAUGAUGCCAUUUCUGAUGGCCGCGAAAGCCAAAUUUGGUUUGUUAAUGACAAUGUCGUACUUUGCUAUUGCCUUAUUAGCCAAAAAAGCAAUGCUUGCAGCAGCAAUUGCAAUUGCCAUCUCGAUUUUUUUGGCAUUGAAAUCAUAUCAUCAUCACAAGCCCGAAAAAUACGAGCAUCAUGAGUACCAUGAACAUCACAAAAAACACGAUGAUCAUCAUCAUCAUGGAAGCUCCUUAUCGUCAAGUUGGUCGGUACCAGCAACUAAUAGUUGGUCUGCUAGUGCGGGCUGGGAAGAUGGCGCUUAUUCAGCACAGACUCAAGCUUAUUCCUCUUAUAAUCGUUGAUCAAUAUAAUUAAUGAGUUUUUACGAAUUUGUACUAGAACAAAAAAAUGUUUGAUAAUCAGAGGUAGAUUUGAAUAAUUAAUUUAAUGUAAAUCAUCGUUUAAUUGAUGUAAAAUUUUAUUGU
Molecule: messenger RNA, 924 nt
Organism: Phymastichus coffea
Lineage: Eukaryota; Metazoa; Arthropoda; Insecta; Hymenoptera; Eulophidae
Exons: 3
Coding region: 1-801 (266 amino acids)
Source: RefSeq, a predicted model, not a curated record